Molecule: messenger RNA, 2172 nt
Organism: Stereum hirsutum FP-91666 SS1
Lineage: Eukaryota; Fungi; Basidiomycota; Agaricomycetes; Russulales; Stereaceae
Product: P-loop containing nucleoside triphosphate hydrolase protein
Exons: 6
Coding region: 1-2172 (723 amino acids)
Biological process (GO): double-strand break repair via homologous recombination
Cellular component (GO): chromosome; nucleus; cytoplasm
Molecular function (GO): ATP binding; four-way junction helicase activity; nucleic acid binding
Source: RefSeq, a predicted model, not a curated record
AUGGUUCUCACUUCGAGUAGUGCACCCAAUUCUCCCAAGAAAACACGGCCUUCCCCAACCAAAAAUGCCCAGCCUCCCAAGGGUGCAAAAACCCCUGCCAAACUCACCUCUUCUUCCAAAACAAAGACCUCAGCUCCCCCCAAGCAAAAGAACCGCACCUCUACCGACCGCUCAUCAUCGAAACCUUCCUCGAAACCUGCCCCGAAUCCCCAGGUUCCAGCUGAUUCUUCGUCAACACAAACUGGUAAAGCGUCCGAUCGUGCAGAGCAGGCGAAGAGGGUGCGUGCCGAGCUUCAUGAGCACCAACGUAUCCGCUCGUAUGCUUUACUAGAUGCUGCGCGAGAACGGGCUAAGAAGGAGUGGGGUUAUGAUUCAGUAGAGGCACGUCGUACCAUGACAGAGCAGUGUGUGGCCCGCUCGAAGGGUGCUAUCACACCUCACGUGUGGCAGCUAGACAUCGCGGAGUGUCUGGUGUUGGGGAUCGACUGUGAGCUGAUCGCACCGACGGGUUCAGGGAAGACAAUUGCGUUUAUGUUGCCGGUAUUCUACUGGGAGCAAGCUCGCAAAGAAGAGAGUGGUGAUAAAUCGAACGGGAAGACGAACCAGAAGGAAAAGCCAAAGGUCUUGAUUGUGGUCUCUCCCUUGAACAGUCUUGAAGCGGACCAGGCUCGUCGGUUCACUGAGGUUGGCCUCUCGGCAGUCGCUCUUAACGGGAAGACUUACUCUGACAAGAUACUGAAGGACAUAGAAGACGGCCGUAUCAAUGUGGUCAUCACCUCACCUAAUAUGUGCUUGGAACACGACAAAUUUCGCUCUCUGCUCAACAAAGCUUGUUUCGCCAAGCGCAUUGGAGCCUUCGUCGUCGAUGAGGCUCACUGUAUCACACAGUGGGGUGAGAAGUUCCGCGAGAUCUACUCAAAGCUCGGGACCCUUCGUGCAUUUGCAGCUCACACACCGUUCCUCGCAACAUCCGCCACACUCACUCCGGAUGAUCUGACAGCUAUCCGCAAGUCCGUCCAUUUUUCGAAACCGGACACCUUCCACCUCAACCUCGGUAACGAUCGCGCGAACAUUACCUGGCACGUUGUGCACAUGAACGCAGGCAAAUCGGACCUCGAGUCGCUCGAGUUCCUUCUCCCGAAGGACUCGAACGCUGAGCGUCUCGGAAAGGUCGUCAUCUUCUUUGACGAUAUCCUCCUCUCGAUGAAGGCGUGGCGAUGGUUUCGAGAACGAUUACCAGAACACUUACGAGGACGCGUAGCUUAUUAUAACUCCCGUCGUGGCGAAGACUCCAAGAUAGACGCGGCCGCUCGGUUUUGCGACGAUAAGACCGACAUCAUGUUUUCGAGUGAGGCUUGGGGCAUGGGUUGUGACUUACCGGGCAUUGAGUCCGUCGUCCAAUUCAUGGUUCCGGCAUCGUUAUCGAUUUGGCUCCAGCGUGCUGGGCGCGCCGGUCGGAAGAAGGGUUCGCAGGCGAGCGCAUACCUGUUGGUGCAACCCACGGUGUUUCAGGAGAAGAAUAAGAAAAAGAGAGAGGAGGGGGACGAGGUUGAGUUCAUGAAGGCCGUUGAGUCGAACUUACGGCGAUGGAUCCAGACCUGUGACUGCCGCAGGGAUGUGGCGGAUGAGUACUUCAAUAACCCCGUGGAUCGGGAAGAAAUAGAACCGACCGGAGAGUGCUGUGAUAUCUGCGAGGGAUUGAUGCCGGACGUUGUGGUGACGGCCCUGGCCACGUAUCGUCGAUGGCGUACUUCGGAGGAUCUCCAGUUCGCUGCGGCAGAUUGGAUGUGGAGGGAACAGCACGCGGACGAGGUUUUGAAGCUCUUGAAGGAACUCGACGAGCGUGUAGACGCGGAGAAGGAAGUUGCGAAGCGAGCAAAGGCGGACGCGCGCAAGGCUGAGACCAAGAUGAGGCGAGAGGCGAAGAAGAGGGCGAGGGAGCGCGACGAUGACUCGUCGUCGUCGUCGUCGUCGGAUGAAGAGCCACUGAUGGCGCUCGUCGAACGCGCUCCCAAGCGCCCGCGUGUUUCGCGUUCUCACGAAGCGACGCGACCUUCAACGCCGCCACCUCCGGCCUCUCCUCUCCCCCUCACUUCACCUCUGCCAUCCACGAAAUCUUCUGAUGAGCCGGUAUGCUACUCCAACGUCACUCACUAUCCAUCUUCACGCUGA